This is a messenger RNA of Juglans regia (Persian walnut), 1428 nucleotides long. RefSeq names its product protein FAR-RED IMPAIRED RESPONSE 1-like. The record is from RefSeq and is a predicted model, not a curated record. Lineage: Eukaryota; Viridiplantae; Streptophyta; Magnoliopsida; Fagales; Juglandaceae. The coding region runs from base 1 to 1428 and encodes 475 amino acids. The transcript is spliced from 4 exons. Gene Ontology annotation, molecular function: zinc ion binding.
AUGGCUGGUAUUCGAAUGAAUAAGAGUUUCGGAUCUCUCGUCGUUGGCGCUGGUGGAUUCGAGAACCUCCCAUUUUUAGAAAAGGAUUGUUGUAAUUAUAUCGACAAGGCAAGACAUCUAAGGCUUGGUAAAGGUGGUGCAGGAGCGCUUCAAGAGUAUUUUUGUAGGAUGCAGUACAAAAAUCCUGGUUUCUUUGCACUGAUGGAUUUGGAUGAUGAGGGGAGGUUAAAGAAUGUCUUCUGGGCAAACCCUCGUAGUAGGGUAGCCUACCAAUACUUCAGUGAUGUGGUGACAUUCGACACUACAUACCUGACGAAUAGGUAUGGGAUGCCCUUUGCACCAUUUGUUGGUGUAAACCACCAUGGGCAAUCAAUUCUGUUGGGAGCAGGGUUGAUUUCCAGUGAGGAUACAGAGACUUUUGUCUGGUUAUUCCAGACGUGGUUGAAGUGUAUGGAUGGUAUCGCUCCAAAAGCUAUUAUCACCGAUCAAGACAGAGCAAUGAAAAAUGCAAUAGCUAUUGGUUUUCCUGAAAGCCGACAUCGACUUUGUUUGUGGCAUAUACUGAAAAAAGUGCCCGAGAAGUUGUCCUUCUAUGCUUCGUACAAAAGUGGGAUGAAGAAUGCAUUGAUGAAAUGUGUGUAUGACACGCAUACCAUUGACGAGUUUGAGAAAUCUUGGGAUGAGUUAAUCGAUACUUACCACUUGCAUGAUAAUGUCUGGCUGAAAAGUUUAUACACUGAGCGUGAGUAUUGGGUGCCGGCAUUCUUGAAGGACUGUUUUUGGGUUGGGAUGAGUACAACGCAGCGCAGUGAGAGCAUGAAUGCUUUUUUCGAUGGUUACGUUCAUGCUAAGACAAAAUUGAAAGAAUCUCCUAUCGAAAAGAGAUUUCAAGAGUUGUACACAAAUGCUAAAUUUAGGAAAGUUCAGAUGCAACUUACCGGCAUUAUCGAUUUGGAUCCAGCAUUACUUAAGAGGGAUGGUGCAGUAAAGACCUAUCUGGUAGAGGAUGAAGUUCGUGUGGAAGAGUUCAGUAAGUUGGUUACAUUUUCUGUGGACUUCAAUGAGGAAGAUGCAGAUGUUAAGUGUUCAUGUGGUUUAUUUCAGAUGAGGGGUAUACUGUGUCGGCACAUUCUCGCUGUAUUUAAGUGUAACGGGAGAAAAUCUCUGCCCGAGAAGUACAUUUUAGACCGAUGGAGGAAGGAUAUCAGAAGGAGAUACACGUUAAUCGAUAGCAGCUAUGAUGCAGGGGAUCAGCGGCCAGAUGCUUGCAGAUAUUCUAGUCUAUUAAAACUUGUUCAAGACAAAUCAGCUGUUGUCAGUGAUGGAACCCAGAUUGGAGAAACAGUGGGUGGGACUCAAGAAAGUGAAACAUUGGGGUUUUUUGGUAGAAACAUUGGUGAAGGAUUUUCAAGAGCUGCAACGAUAUGA